Molecule: messenger RNA, 192 nt
Organism: Suillus fuscotomentosus
Lineage: Eukaryota; Fungi; Basidiomycota; Agaricomycetes; Boletales; Suillaceae
Exons: 1
Source: RefSeq, a predicted model, not a curated record
UUCAUUCCUCUGGUGGACAGUUAUUCAAAGCACAGCGCGACUAUGGCACGUCGCUGGGAAGACUUGAUAAAGUCCAGCGAGCAACUUCAGGAUGAUCUGAGAAAGGCUCUCCAAGAACACGACCGCAAUGUGUCUUCCAAGACGUUUCCGAAAUCACUAUUUCCGCCAACCUCCAGGUUCUUGAGGCACUAA